ACUUCGGCCAUCAGUUUCAAUGAAUUCAAGACCCGUUAAGCUGUUGCCGUUUGGACACUGGUUUGUUUUCUGAUUCAGUACCUAAAGACGGACAGAGUAGACGGCACUGGCAAUGGAGAAUUUACGAAAGCGUCGAGGCAACGACUUAGACAGCCCUGCUGAUGUUUGCAAAGAAGAUACCCCAAAGAGGGAAAGGCAACUUUUUCACUUUGACCUUUGGCUCUGUCUGACUCUACAGAACUGGAUACUUGACUUUGGAAGACCCAUCGCCAUGAUUGUCUUUCCUUUGGAGUGGUUUCCUCUGAACAAGCCAAGUGUUGGAGAUUAUUUCCACAUGAUCUAUAAUGUCGUCACACCUUUCCUGCUGCUCAAGCUGAUUGAGCGCGCUCCCAGGCCAGUUUCCCGCACAGCCGUCCACCUCUGCAUCAUCACGUUUGUCAUGGGGGCCAGCAUCCACCUGGUGGGAGACUCCAUCAACCACCGGCUCAUCCUGAGCGGCUACCAGCUGCACCUGUCAGUCAGAGAAAACCCAAUCAUCAAAGACCUCAAACCGGCUUCCCUGAUCGAUUCAUUUGAGCUGCUGUAUUAUUACGAUGAACACCUGGGACACUUAAUGUGGUAUAUUCCAUUCUUCAUCAUUGUGCUGAUCUACUUCAGUGCCUGCUCCUCUGAAGCUCAAGAGAAAAUGCCUCUCUCUGGUUGGCUGUUACUGGGACCCAGCUCUCUCUACUAUUGGUACUUGGUCACCGAGGCUCAGAUAACUGGACUGUUCCUCCUUACAUUCCUCGCCAUGUUCAUAGUGAGGAUUGUCCAGCAGUGUAAAGGCGUCGCCCCAGAUAGCAACGGCUCCUUUCUUUUUUAUAGCUUCAGCAUCACUCUGCUGCUCGUGUCCCUGUGGGUGGCCUAUCUGUGGGACGACCCGGUGCUACGCACCAAGUACCCCGGACUGUUUUAUGUUCCAGAGCCCUGGUCCUACUACACCUUAUACAUAAAGGAGAGCGAGUGAACCGAACGUUCAAAUUUUAAACAUAGGAGCAACCGGUGUUUUAUGAUGCGACCGAUUAUUUCUGAAGCACAGGUAAAACCUACCAGUAUUCAGGUAAUCCCCAAAACCUGCUGUGCACCGGCUUUCUCAUGGUAUUUUUAGGUUAUGAAAAACAAACACUUGUGUGGAGAAAAUGUUAAGUUUUUUAUUUUUUUGUGAAGAUUUUUGUAUUUUUUAAAUGCUUUUUUGAGGACUGUUGUGCUUUGCUCUAUUAAAGUUAAAGAGUAUUUACCCUCUAUAGAAAAAGAA
Molecule: messenger RNA, 1294 nt
Organism: Poeciliopsis prolifica (blackstripe livebearer)
Lineage: Eukaryota; Metazoa; Chordata; Actinopteri; Cyprinodontiformes; Poeciliidae
Gene: cln6a
Product: CLN6 transmembrane ER protein a
Exons: 7
Coding region: 113-1006 (297 amino acids)
Source: RefSeq, a predicted model, not a curated record